AUGGCUUUUGCCAGGACGCCUGAUGGAGCCCCCGGUCGACCCCCCGGACUUUUCGAACAGAGGCCGAAGACUCCGAUUGCCCAGGAGGAAGUAGAGGCUCUCUUAGAGCUGGAGUCGCAUGCGGGAGGAUGGGCCGUGGUCAAGGAGGAGGAGAAUGUCCGCUUAGAGCUUUGGCCCAGCGGUGAUGAGCCGAGCGAGAUCUUCCUGCUCCGCGGGUUUAUGACGCUCCCAGGCGUCGCCCCAGAGACAGCCACAAAGCUGCUCUAUGACCCAGACGCAAGGCGGGCCUGGGACACGGAGCUGGAGAAGCUGGAAGAGCUGCCCCAGGCAGAGGAGGGCGUCUUCCACGUGCGCACCGUGUCCAAGUUUGGGCUGCUGCCGCAGUGCGACGUCAUCCACCGCCGCCGCAAGGUCGCGCCCUGCCAAACUGCCUUUGCCGCCUGGCUCUGCCGCGACGUGGAGCUUGACAUUCCCCAGGAGAGUGGCGAUAGCGGUGGUUGGGACGACAUGUUCAGCUGGGUCGGCGCGCUGCAGCGCUUCCGUCUGCGCGGGGCGAUCUUAGGGCACGUGGUCCGCAGCAAUGAGGAUGGCUGCAGAGUGUUCACCUACCUGCAGAUGCAGGCCACUCCCCUGGUGUCGCUGCUGGGCCCCCGCCUGGCCCCGGAGCUCUUCACCGGCGUGGGCCAAGCUUAUGCCGCGGCGUGCACGGGUUGCGCGGCGAUCACCACGUCCCAGGAGGCUGUCAGCAUGCUCCGCGGCGCUGGUUGGACGGUGCAUGCAGAAGUCUUCGCGGAGCCGCAGCGAUUGAGGAACUCCAUGUGGAGCCAGUGCCUGCAGGAUUUCAUCGAUGUCGUGAGGGACAUGAGCGCCGCUGGUCACCAUGUUCUGGUUCUCGUGCCAAAGUGCUAUGCAGGCACAGUGAAGAGGUUCGAGGCGGUGGCCACACAAGUCUUGCCACUUUCGGGCGGCUACGAGGAGACGCGGGUCCUGGCGAUUCUUCAUCCCAGCGGCCAGGGGGAAGUCCAAAGGCGCACGGCCGUCCUCCCGCCACUUCUGCCCGAGUCGGAGAUGGAUGCAGUGCGCCACGUUCUGAUGGACACCGGGUUUUCCGCCCACCAGGCUGGGGCUUUCUCAGGCUUGACCAAGUUUUGGUACGCGAAUUCCUGCGGGCCGCUGGUGGUGUAUCCAUAUAGCUUUGCGUAUGAAGCUGUUGCCAAGCGCAUUCAAGAGUGCAGAGACGUUGGCUGGCGCCGGAGCACAAACAACUUGGUGUUUGUCCUUCCCUGGAGGCAUGGUUCCUUCAGCAAUAAAAGGAAGAGUGUCUUCGGCCACGUAAUGGCAUAUCGGAUAGUGAAGGGCGGCGGACCAUUCAUGCUUCCGGACUCUCGCAAAGUGGUGCUGCGCGUGCUUUCCAGGCUUGGCUAUUUUGACCGGCGCUGGAACGCAGAUGAGGCUGAGGCGAUGCUGACCUUUUGCAGAUCAAGUCGGAACAAGAAGAACCUUCGAAAACUGGGGCUGUUGCCGGAGGAAGGAGAUGCCAUUGCAGACAUUCGUGACAAGCUGCGAGCUGCCUUGCUGUCUGACGAGACACGUGGCCACUGGCAGCCAUCGCCCUCUGACCAAGAUGUGCAGGCGCGCCUUCGGAAGAAGGGGCUGUUGCAGACCCAAACGUCGCGAGAGGAGGUACUGAGGGCGAUGAAGGCGUUUGCCAGGAAGCUCAACCUGCCGCCCAUGAAGACGUACAACGGAUAUGCGGCAAGCUUGCUUUCACACAUCAACGCCAAGGAUCCCAGCCGAAGGGAUGUGAUCGAUUUGCGACUGAAGCGGGGACAAAGAGAGCGGGGAAAAGCCUGGCGAUAA
This is a messenger RNA of Effrenium voratum, 1860 nucleotides long. NCBI's taxonomy places the organism in Eukaryota, Dinophyceae, Suessiales, Symbiodiniaceae. The record is from the annotation of a GenBank genome assembly.